Molecule: messenger RNA, 2496 nt
Organism: Enterobius vermicularis (human pinworm)
Lineage: Eukaryota; Metazoa; Nematoda; Chromadorea; Rhabditida; Oxyuridae
Source: the annotation of a GenBank genome assembly
AUGGCAACGGUUGGUCAAUUGUUGUUGGCUUACAUGAUCGUUAUGCUUACGGUUCUUUCCCUGUGUGCGAUAUCCACAAAUGGAGCAAUUGAAGGGGGAGGAGUUUACUAUAUGUUGAGCCGUUCAUUGGGUCCGGAAUUUGGUGGAGCAAUUGGUGUUCUUUUUUUCACUGCAAAUGUCUUUUCCUGCGCACUAUACAUUUCUGGUUUCACUGAAGCGCUCUUGAAUAAUCUAGGCGAGGGACGUGUGCCGACAAGUCCAACGUGGCAGUUUAUGUGUUGUGUUCUUGUAUCUAUUAUUCUGCUAAUUUUCUGUCUUCUCGGAGCUGGCAUUUUUGGGAAAAGCGCUUUCUUGACAUUUUGUGUUAUAUCUACCUGUUACUUUACUUAUGUUCUCUCUGUAUUUAUUAUGUCUCCUAAGGAUGUCCCGAUUCCUAAAACUAACGAGUUUGCUUACCUUGUCCCUUCGAACAGUACAGAUCCGUCCUCUGAGAAAGUCCCAGAUUUUACUCAAAAUCUGACUGCUCAUUACACAGGUUUCCGUUUCUCCACGUUAGCUAGCAACAUUUUGUCUAACUACACAGUCGACUAUACCACUCUGAAAGUAAUGGAUUUUCCAAUUAUGUUCGCAGUUAUUUUCAGUGGUGUUACAGGUUUAAUGGCUGGAGCGAAUAUGUCGGGCGAGUUAGCAAAACCUUCUGUUUCUAUUCCGAAAGGAACUGUUCAAGCUGUCCUAUUCACUCUUGGUGUUUAUAUCAUAACAGCUUUUACAACUGCUUCCACAUGCAGUCGGUAUCUUCUUCACAACGAUUAUUCGGUUAUGGCUGAUGUAAAUUUGAGUCCGUGGUUUAUAUUUAUCGGUAUCUUUUUUACGACAUUUUUUUCAUCGAUGAGUAACUUAAUUGGCUCUUCUCGUGUGUUAAAUCGUCUUGCUCAUGACAAGCUCUUUGGAUUUUUACUGCAUCCAGCAAAGAUUGAGAUUGCUUCUGGUAAUCCGGUAGUUUCAGUCUUGAUUACAUGGGUCUGUGUUGUGUUUGUCCUGCUCAUCGGCGCUGUAAACAAAAUUGCCAAACUGACAUCAAUAUUUUUCCUUUUGUCCUACAUGGGUGUCAAUAUCGCCUGUCUAGCUCUAGAAUUAACCAGCGCUCCGAAUUUUAGGCCCACAUUCAAAUAUUUUUCAUGGCAUACAUGUGCUUUGGGUGUUAUUUGUACUGCAGUGAUGAUGCUUGUUAUCGACACAGCUAUGAGUGCUAUAGCAGUAAUUGUCUUGAUGUUCCUUAUAAUGAUUCUUCAUUACCAGGCACCAGCUGGUUCUUGGGGAUCAAUAUCACAGGCACUUAUUUAUCAUCAGGUGCGUAAAUAUCUUCUUCUUUUGGAUGUUCGCAAGGAACAUGUAAAGUACUGGAGACCACAAAUCUUGCUUUUGAUAAGCAGACCAGCUUGUAGCACACCUCUUAUGGAUUUUGUAAAUGAUCUGAAGAAAAGUGGGCUGUACGUGAUUGGGCACGUCAAGAGAGGUUCUAUGGAUGAAAGCACGCAUGAUCCUUUACAACAAGUUUUCCCUUACUGGCUUUCGUUGGUAGAUUAUCUAAGGUUAAAAGCGUUCGUGGAGUUAACUGUUGCGAGAACUGUUCGAGAUGGAGCACAACAGCUGCUUCGUCUGUCAGGACUAGGUGCAAUGAAACCAAAUACCGUUGUACUUGGAUUUCAUGAACAAACAGCGCCAGAAACAGUCCUUGCUGAGUCUCAUCUCCUUAAGGACCUGAAGUUUUCUAGGAUUGACCGUACAGAAGUUGUUGAGUAUUUUACUGCUGCUGAUUAUAUGCCACGGGAAUUAAAUGGUUCUUGUGAAAGGUUGUCCAGUGAAGAAUACGUUUGUAUAUUGAACGAUAUCCUUCAUGUGAAUAAAAACCUCUGUGUGGCGAGACAUUUCCACCGUUUAGAUAAGGAAUCGUUAAGAACUUGGAAUAGUGAUAAACGAACGAUAGAUGUCUGGCCUGUUUGUCUUCAAAAGCCGGGAGAAACAGGUUUAGGCUGGGGUAAUAGCUCGCUCUUCUUGUUGCAACUCGCUUGUAUACUUUCUAUGAGUUCACGUUGGCGUUCAUGCACCGUUUUACGUGUUUUUAUCUGUGUUAACAGUCUACAGGACAUGCAACGUCGUGAAAGGCAGUUGAAGCAGAUGUUAACCACGUUACGAAUUAAAGCUAGGUCACAAGUGAUGCCUUGGGAUCAUGUAGUUUGCCAUCUCGGUGAUGAUACUCCUUCUGCUCCUCCAAGAGAGUCCGUUGAUCUACCACUUCCAUAUUUAAGUGGAAUGAAUGAUCUUAUCAAGAAAAACAGUGGAGAAGCCGCUAUCUGCUUACUCGAUUUGCCGGUACCACCUGCUGAUGCUUCGUUAAGCGAAUCUUAUCUGAGCGUAAUUCGAACGCUAACAGACGGCCUUCCUCCAACGUUACUAGUUCAUGGACUUUCUUCUGUUAUAUCUACUGCACUGUAG